Messenger RNA from Ilyonectria robusta, 648 nucleotides. RefSeq names its product ras family-domain-containing protein. Gene Ontology annotation, cellular component: plasma membrane. The record is from RefSeq and is a predicted model, not a curated record. Gene Ontology annotation, biological process: signal transduction. NCBI's taxonomy places the organism in Eukaryota, Fungi, Ascomycota, Sordariomycetes, Hypocreales, Nectriaceae. The coding region runs from base 1 to 648 and encodes 215 amino acids. The transcript has 8 exons. Gene Ontology annotation, molecular function: GDP binding; GTP binding; GTPase activity.
AUGCCCCGGCACUAUGCCUAUCAGCCCAGUCGUGAGCUACACGUGGUAGUUCUUGGCGCAGGUGGCGUGGGUAAGAGUUGCUUGACUGCCCAGUUCGUGCACAACGAGUGGAUCGAGAGCUAUGAUCCCACCAUCGAGGACUCUUAUCGCACCCAACUCCAGGUUGAUGGGCGCCAAGUCGUUCUCGAAAUCCUCGACACCGCGGGGACCGAACAAUUCGUCGCCAUGAGAGACCUAUACAUGAAGACCGGCCAAGGGUUUCUCCUCGUCUUCAGCAUCACCUCGUCCUCCUCAUUGAGCGAACUGGCCGGUCUGCGAGAGGAGAUUAUCCGCAUCAAAGACGACGAGAACAUCCCAAUUGUCAUUGUAGGCAACAAGGCCGAUCUAGAGGAAAACCGUGCUGUGCCCCGAGCCAAGGGCUUCUCCAUCUCGCAGCGAUGGGGGGCGCCAUACUACGAGGCUAGUGCCCGAACGAGGACAAACGUCGACGAGGUCUUCAUUGAUCUCUGUCGGCAGAUGCUGCGAAGGGACGACGAGCAACAAGCCCAAGGAGAUGGAGACGACGGGUACAAGUACGACGUGGGAGGUUCGCAGAAGAAGCGCCGUCGUCGCCGAAGAAAGGACUCACCCCGAUGCGCGAUUCUGUGA